Messenger RNA from Phytophthora infestans T30-4, 804 nucleotides. RefSeq lists its product as uncharacterized. The transcript has 4 exons. The record is from RefSeq and is a predicted model, not a curated record. NCBI's taxonomy places the organism in Eukaryota, Oomycota, Peronosporomycetes, Peronosporales, Peronosporaceae. Bases 1 to 804 code for a protein of 267 amino acids.
AUGAACAGCGCCAGCAGCGGCUCUAGCGGUAGUGAAACCGACGACGACUCGAUGGUAGCAUUUGAACGCACGUUUGAAUCCAUCUCAUCACAUCCAACACGCGACAGCGCACAGAAUGCUAUUGCAUUACUGCCAUUUGGCUCUCACUUUAUGUACCAGUACGCGUUUGUGCGCUCUAAAGGACAUCAGACAUCUGGGUAUAGGAACACGCUUCACCUGAAAUGCGAGAAGUAUGUCAGAAUAGCAGAAGUGAUUGACUUGAAGUCGUCGUUUGUCUUGGAAGAAGCUGGGGAGCACAAAGGAAUCUCUACCGGGCGGGCCGUAGACGGAAUCCGAUUGUUUCUGAAGCGUGAGGCCGAUACGAUGCUUUUAGGGGGCGCGGGGCCUAAGAAGUGUUUGCAACUACUUCUGGCAAGACAUGAAAAAGACGCUGAUGUGAUGGGGCAGCUUCCAACUGAGGGGCAGCUCAAAAACAGCAAGGCAUACUUGAAAAAGUCAACAGCGGGAGGCUGGACUUUGGUAGACAUUGCUGUCCGGCUGGCUGAGCAGUAUUGUUUUGUGCAUCUGAACCUGGCGUUUGGUAGUCUGGACCAUGCCAGCUAUAUCACCAACGCGUACGAAAACUGUCUGCAACACCUCGAUUGCUGGCCACACCUCGCAAGAAAGGCUCGGGAGCGAGUAUGCAAUGACCAGAGUGCGAAAGUAUAUGACGCUACUGUGCUGCCGCUACUACGAAACUUACACGAAUCUCGGUCCCGUGACCAAAUUUAUGCGCUGUCGAAGGUCCAGGGCGGCUUGCCUUGA